AUGGAACAGCAAUCUCUGCAGUCGCCCCCUAAACUCCCUAAUCAGGCCUUCACUCCCACGGAUUUUCAGCAGGAGUUCAAGUGUGUUGCCGACAUUCUUGAUUGGCUGCCCGAUUUCUGGCUCCAUCUGGUGCGUCUUAAGCGAAACCUGACCGGAUCUCAAACCGACACUUUCCCCGUCUCCCCAUUCCGUCUGCUUGCCUGUCCUUUCACAAUUCAGUCGUCCUGGACGUGGUUCAUGGAGCUCUGGGAUGCCGAAAUCCAGCACUUUCUAGUGCACGGUGCCGAAUCACGGGCUUCUUCCUUACCACCGGGUAACUUUCCGAGCGCCGGUGGACCCAUCAGUAAGAGUGAUUCACCUCGGCUCGGUGCCUUCACACGCUGGAUGUUCUCCACCUGGCCCUGGCCGGAGUUGCCUUCGUGCAUAAAUGGCAUUCCUCUGCUCCAGCGUAGCGUCUUCCUGCCAUGGGACUUGACUUCCACUGCCGCGGUGGCCAUUUUAGGAACCACGGCAACGGGACCAGAAAUGUCCUCAUCCUCAGCACGUCGUUUGAGUCAAACUGGCCCAGUGAGUCAAUCCCUGAGCGUGUUGACUAAACUGGGUCUAAAGAAUACUAUGUGUAAUUCCGAUUUAUUUACAUCAACCCAGUCAACUGGGGCUGUUACUGGUGCUGGUGAUGCUUUUCAGUGUAGUGCGAGCCCUCGGGAGUCUGGCGCCGCUAUUUAUGACUCAUACUCCUCAAUUCCAGCGCUAUUUCCUGGUCAGAAGGAGGUCAUCACACACCAGCUCCUUCAAAAAUCACUACCGACGUCAACGCCACCACUUGCCUUAUUGUGUGCAGCGAAGCCUUCUAAUGCGAUCGCUUGCCAACCCCUUGUUUAG
This is a messenger RNA of Dibothriocephalus latus, 882 nucleotides long. NCBI's taxonomy places the organism in Eukaryota, Metazoa, Platyhelminthes, Cestoda, Diphyllobothriidea, Diphyllobothriidae. The record is from the annotation of a GenBank genome assembly.